This is a messenger RNA of Hypanus sabinus (Atlantic stingray), 2115 nucleotides long. Its product is annotated as zgc:153031. NCBI's taxonomy places the organism in Eukaryota, Metazoa, Chordata, Chondrichthyes, Myliobatiformes, Dasyatidae. Gene Ontology annotation, biological process: glycine biosynthetic process; folic acid metabolic process; dihydrofolate metabolic process. Gene Ontology annotation, cellular component: mitochondrion. Gene Ontology annotation, molecular function: NADP binding; dihydrofolate reductase activity. The transcript has 6 exons. Bases 137 to 703 code for a protein of 188 amino acids. The record is from RefSeq and is a predicted model, not a curated record.
CGGCGAAGUCCGGGAUCGAAUCCGAGUCCGCGGAGGUGUGAACGACAGCCCCGCCCAGUGGCUGUUUCGCAUUCACUGCCUGGGACGCGGUCGCAGCUGAUCUCUCGGCAGACGUGCUGCUUGGCACCGGCCGCCGAUGGACGGGAAACCCUUGCGUCUAAUCGCCGCCGCCGACUCGGAGCUGGGGAUCGGUCUGGGUGGGCACCUGCCCUGGGAUCUGCCGAACGAGUUCAACUGGUUCGUAUCCCGGAUCACUGCCAUUUCCGAGCUAGGCAAGAAGAACAUGUUGAUCUGGGGUAGACACAGUGCGGUCAGCCCCUCCCAGCCCCUGCCAAACUGCUACCGUGUCUGCUUAAGUAGGACCUUGCGCUGUGUGCCUCCUGGUGCAGAUCACAUCUGCCGAGACUUUGCCAGUGCCAUCCAGCUCGCCUCCCUCCCUCCCCUGAGUGACACCAUUGAAACCAUCUGGGUUCUUGGUGGGACGCACGUCUAUCAGGAGGCCUUGAAACAUCCAAACUGUGAGCAGAUUUAUCUGACCAACAUCAUGGCUUGCUUCAAUUGCGACACUUUCUUCCCAGAAUUUGACCAGGAGAUCUUCCGGUUGCUGGAUGAGUUUUCUGGAAUCCCAGCAGAAAUUCAGGAAGAAAAUGGCAUCAAGUAUAAAUUUCAAGUCUUUCAGAAGGUUUCCCGCCAGCAAACCUGAGCCUGGAGAACUGCGUACCUGUGUCAGAUUGGAGUAGUCCUUGUAGACACCGGAGAUUCUUCAGAUGUUGGAACUUGGGAAGAAUACACACAAAAUGCUGGAGAAACUCAGUGGGUCAGGCAGCAUACUUAGAGGGAGAUUGACAAGUGGCAUUUCUGUUCAACACACUUCAUCAGGACUGGGAAAAAAGAGGCAAGGUAGCUGUUCUAAAAGAUGGGGGGAUGGGGGGAGGCAAGAGCCUCCAUGAGGGAAGAGAGAGUGGGAAUGGUGUUUCUUGUGUUGGAUCACACACUCUCUGGAUGUGAAGACCAGACAGAUUCCGAUUAAGUGAAUGACUAAUUUUAAACUUCUGUUAGCAAAACUGUAUUGGGAUCUACAUUUCAGCUGUGUGGGGAGAUGGAAGCCUGCUGUGUGGACAACCGGUUGCUCUUCAUAUCAUACUGCCGUGACUGAUGGCACUACACCAACAAUGUAGACAGCUACGACGCAACAUCCAUUGUUGACCCUGACCUUGGAACCAAAAGGAUUUACGGUAUUACUGAUGAAAUUAUAUUUACACCUCUAGUUGCCCACUAGCCGUGCAAUCAUUUUGUCUAUCUGAUGAAAAUUCGUCAAAAUUCAGUCCAAUGUUGGCCAUACGUGUCGCACCUCUCCAUUCCCUGGAUAAUCAGACUGUUUGGUCUACAACCCAUGUGUUUGCCAGCAAAAAAAGAUUCCUGCUUGGAUACAUCUGACUUUUUCUGAAAUAAAGUGAGGAAAUAUUGGAAAUACUGAGAUAGUGAUCGAAGUGUGGACAAGAGCAAAGUGGGGAGGGAGGUGCAGAGAGAUCUGAUCAUGUCAGACCUGAAUUGUGAAGGGGAAGAGAGCUUUCCAUCCUCCCUGUGUAACAAUGAGGGGGAGGUGGGAGAUUAUGGAGGGAGGUGCAGAGGGUGUGACUGACAAAGGGACAGGAUGGGGAAGAGGGACAGAGUGAUGGGGCAGAGUGUGUGAGACAUGGAGGGCAUGAGGGAUGGAGGGUGUGAGGGUCGGAGGGAGGGUGUGAGGGACAGAGGGAGUUUGGGAGGGUGUGAGGUAACAAAGUUCAGUUCACUCUGGUCAGUGAGGGUGAGUCAGAGGAUGAAGGGAACAUUGGACACCAUUGUGGAGAGACUCAUCUCAGCCAGGAAUGGAAAUGAUAAAAAGGUCCAGCUGGCCAUGGACCUUACAAGCCCAGGUGCAAAAGGUGGAGGGAUGGGCAUGGGGCUAGAAAACCCAUCCCAUAAAACCCAGAGCUACAGAAACACCAACAGAAGCUCUAAAGACCUCGUCCCUGGGGGAGGAAGGACCGUCGAUAGGCUACACCUGGAGCAACUUGAAAGACUGGCUGGCCCAAGCGAACUGCUGUCCUGUCAGCAGCCUGUGCCCUGGUAAGG